GCUGGCGUCCUUCAUUUGCUUACCCCAGGGAUAGCCAUGCAUGACCAAUCAAGUUCGCGCGGUGGCGUGGACAUCAUGGAUCGCCACCAGCUGCACCGCUACGACGCAGAGAGUCGGCGCACACUACGGAAGGGCAUCUCGCACUUCCUGUCCCCUCAGCUGCAGGUUCUCAUCAAGGAGAAGCCGCGCAUCGCUCUGGCGGAGAAGGCGUACUUCGCGGAGCUGCUGAGCGAGGAACGGUCCGGGAGGCGUAUCGAGGAGCUGUCGAUGGACUUGAUGCGACGAUCAUUCAUGAUUCGGAAGAGGGUUGCUCCAGGCUCCGCGGCCGGCGGUCUGGCGGAAGAGGGGGGGGGAGGGCCGCCGGUGCCGCCAGACAUGCCGGCGGCGCUUCAAACCACGAACAAGCUUUCCCCUGCGUUUGCAAGGAAGGCAAAGCAAGUCGCCAAACAAGCCAUGAAACGGCAAAGACCCUCUAGUGACAACGGAGAGGGGGAGAUGGCCUCCGCAUCAGGGUAUUCCUCAUCGGCUUCCGCAGCAGCGCCGCUGUCCCAAGAAGCCAAGUCUCUCGUGAAGCCACUCAUCUCCAGGCUAGUAGCAAUGAAGUGGCCGUCGGGCUGGGGCAAUCCCUUCACGACGGUUUUCAAGAAGAGCAACGCCCCGCCGCGGUACUUCGAAUUCAUCAAGCGGCCCAUGAAUCUCACUUUCAUCCGAGACAACUUGAACAAGAACAAGUACACCACGGUAGCUGAGGUCGAAGCGGACCUAGAACUCAUCGUCACCAACGCCCUGGCGUUCAACCGGCCUAGCGAUCCGGUCUACCAAUUCGCCUUACAGCUGCAGGAAGCCUUCCGACGUGAGCUGUCGGUUAUUAAGCGGAACCUCGAAGACCUAGCGCAGCAACGGGGCGGGGUUAGUGGGAGCGAGGGGGUGCAAGACAAGAAGCAAAGGGUUCGAUGACAUUUCUGUUGGUGCUGCACAAUGUAGACUGCAGAUGGG
Messenger RNA from Ectocarpus sp. CCAP 1310/34, 996 nucleotides. Lineage: Eukaryota; Phaeophyceae; Ectocarpales; Ectocarpaceae. The record is from the annotation of a GenBank genome assembly.